Messenger RNA from Mercenaria mercenaria, 2364 nucleotides. RefSeq lists its product as uncharacterized. The record is from RefSeq and is a predicted model, not a curated record. The transcript has 2 exons. NCBI's taxonomy places the organism in Eukaryota, Metazoa, Mollusca, Bivalvia, Venerida, Veneridae. Gene Ontology annotation, biological process: positive regulation of DNA-templated transcription. Gene Ontology annotation, cellular component: nucleoplasm; chromatin. Gene Ontology annotation, molecular function: ubiquitin-protein transferase activity; zinc ion binding. Bases 91 to 1839 code for a protein of 582 amino acids.
AUGACAAGGAAGAAAACAAUGACAAUAUUGUCACCAAUACAGAGGGAAAUAUUUAUGAAAAACAUCAAAUAAAUUCUCUUCUGUUCAGACAUGGCUGUCCCAGGCAAAAAGACGCCCAAAACAUUUUCAUCAUCGUCAACAAUGGGCUCUGAUGAAACCAUUCAAGUGUAUUGUCAGCCUUGUGACCGUGAUGGUCCUAGACUCCCUGCCCAUGGCUACUGUGUUGACUGCAGGGAGCACUUGUGCGACAUUUGUUUGACGGCUCACAAGAGACAUACCCUUUCAAGGCACCAUACUCUUCUAGAUGAUAACAACAUGCCACAAACUAUGUCUUCAGCCUCUAUUCGUCCAAGCCGGCCUGACAGCCUUACUAAACCUUGCCCUAGGCACAUGAGAGAAAUUAUCAAGUUCUACUGUCAGAACCAUGAAGCACUACUCUGCAGUGUAUGUGUUACCCUUGAACACAUAGGCACAUCUUGCAAAGUCAACUACAUUCCUGAUAUUUCUGACCAGGUCAUAAACAGCAAAGAACAUCAAGAUAUCUUGAAAGCUAUUGAUACCAUUUCUGAGCAAUAUCACAAGAUUUCAAAAGAUGUUAAAAGCAUUACAGCAAAGUUCAACAAUUCUUUGGCAGAUGUACUGGCUGAUAUAAAUAAGUUUCGGAAAGAAAUAAAUCAAAGACUAGAUGAAUUAGAAAGACAAGCAGAAGAUGCAGCAAAGACAAUCCAACAAGAAAAAGACAAGAACCUGAAGACAGUAGAAACAAUUUGUGAUGAUGUAACAAAAUCUCUGAAGACAUCAUCUGACUCCAUUAAACAUCUCAACACAACCAAACAAGCAGACAAACUUUUCAUGGAGCUGAAAUUAGCCGAGCAAAUGAUCAAAGAUUAUGAGAAAUGUGUCCACCAACUAGCAGCAUGUGAUAUCAAAGAGUACAUCUUUAAACCAAACAAAGCAAUAUCAACCCUAUUUGACAAGGAAAGGUCACUGGGUACAAUCACAGAGAAAUCAUUAAAACAACAAAGUCCACCUCAAACUGUUAAUAUAAAAUCCAGACAAACUUCACAACAGGGUAAAAUCUGUGUAAAGACAUCAAAAGAUAAAGUCAGAUGUGGGAUAACAGGAAUGAUUUUCCUUUUUCCUGAUCUUCUUAUCAUCACUGACUGGUACAACUGUGCUGUUAAAAUAGUGGAUACCUGCAGUCACACAGUUACUGAUCAGUUACAACUAGAUACUGAGCCCAGGGAUGUCACCUCAGUUACUAGUACAGAGCUUGCUGUCACACUUCCUGAAAAACAAAAUAUUCAGUUCAUAUCAGUCACCUCAAACAAACUCAAGGAGAAACAAAUUUUCAAGGUUGAUGGAAAAUGUCAUGGUAUAAGUUGCUGUCAGGGGAAACUUGCUGUGUCAUUUAUUGACCCUGCAAAACUCCUAAUUCUUGAUACCAAUGGUACUAUACUGACAACAGUCAGGAGAGAAGAUAUUUUAAUGAAACCAGAAUAUCUUACCACUAACACUCAUUCUGUCUAUGUAUCUGACUCGGUAAUGAGAACAAUUACAAGGUUAAACUGGCAGGGUGAGGUGAUUGGUAGUUAUGGUGGUAUGGCUAGACCUUAUGGUAUGGCACUGUCAGAUGAUGGUUCUGUUUUUGUGUGUGACUAUGGCAGAAACGUUAUAGAAGAGAUAGCAGGUGACUGUUCCACAGGAAAUGUUGUGUUGAGGGGCCUCAAUAGUCCCCGCUUUGUCUGUUGGUGUGCUGAAACAAGUAAACUCUACUUCAGCUGUCUUACUGAACAGGACAAAGAUGACAAAUUUGUUCAGGUCUUCAAGCUGUCAUAACUAGAAGAAAACUCAUCGUUUACAAGGUGUCUAACAUGAUGUCUACACGAUACCAAGGCCAACACUAAUGCAAAAGCUCUUGUAGCUUUCAAACUUUCAAGCCGUUGUUUGUUAAAAAAAAAAUGAGCAUAUUCUUUUUUUUUUCAAUAGAAAAAUUGGGGAAAGAUUUAGAUAUUGUAAUUCAAAGAGGAUAUCUGUCUGUUUCAGCAUAAGAUCCAAAUAUCUUUUACUAAAUGAACACAAAUGCAAGAUUUUCGCCAGUAGAGGUGCGGUUGAGAAUCUGAUUUCUUUCCCACAGGUCGCGGCUUCAUAACCCAAAAAAUCCUGUCAUGAGUACAGGUCAGAAAAUCCAAGAAGCAGUUAUAUAGCCUAUUUAACAAAAGAUUGUAAGAACUUUCAUUACAUUCAAUGUUAAAUAAAUAUGUUAAAGACCACCUAUGAAUCGAGAUUUCUGAUCCUGAUAUCUGCAGUUAACUAUAACCUGUGAACUAAGACCACCUCAAAAUAAAGACUAACUUUAAACUC